AUGGGAAAGAUGAAAACCUUAGACUAUUUUUACAAAAGAAAGGUAGAUGAUAAAGAAACUAAUCAUCAAAGUGAAGAGAGUAAACGUCACAAAGCUUCAACAAGUGAGCCACAACCGCAAGAAAUAGAAAAUCAACAAGAGAAUGAGUCACAACUGCAAGAAAAUGAUAAACAACAAGAGAACAAGCCACAACCACAAGAAAAGGAAAAUCCUAAUGAAUUUGAUUUGAAGAAUCUAGAAAGAGAUCCUGCUAAACGAAAGCAAAUGUGGGAUUAUCCGGUUAAUUUAAGAGAACAACUAGAAUAUUCUCCAACAACGUACGCUUCAUAUUGUUUUAUUUGUUAUAUAUUUAAUGAUAAACCAAGUGUGUGUCAUGGUUACGAUGCAUUUACUGUUAAAGGAUUUGACAAUUGGAAAAAAGUUAAUGACGGGAAAAAUUGUGCGUUCUUGAAACAUAUUGGUUGCUCACAACAUAGAAAUGUUGUUGCAUAUGCUGAAAACUUGAUGAACCAAGCAGCACACAUUGAAAAUAUCAUAGUGAAGCAAAAUGAAGCGCAAAUAUUGAAGAACCGUUUACGAUUAAAAGUGUCAAUUGACACAGUUCGUUGGUUGACCUUCCAAGCUUGUGCUUUACGAGGACAUGAUGAAACACCUGAUUCCAAAAAUCGUGGUAAUUUUCUUCAACUUCUAAAACUUCUAGCAUCGUAUAAUGAUGAAGUUGCAAACAUUGUAUUAGAGAAAGCUACUUAUAAUUCAAAGUAUACUUCUGGGGAAAUUCAAAAAGAAAUUCUUAGUAUUAUUGCAAAUAAAGUUCGAAAGCAUAUUCGUAGUGAAGUGGGGGAUUCAUACUUUUGUGUCAUGAUUGAUGAAUCACGGGAUGAGUCUCAAAAAGAGAAAAUUGUGAUAGUUUUGAGAUUUAUUGAUGCGGAAGGAAUCAUACGGGAAAGGUUCUUGGAUUUGGUUCAUGUUAGGGAUACAUUAUCAUUAACCUUGAAAACAAAUAUGUGGAGACAACUUUUACACUAUCAAUUUGAUGUUAGUAAAAUUUGUGGCCAAUGUUAUAAUGGUGCUAGUAAUAUGAGAGAGGAAUGGAACGGAUUACAAGCACUUGUUCUUGAGGAUUGUCUUUAUGCAUAUUAUGUUCACUGCUUUGCUCACAGAUUGCAACUAGCCUUGGUGGCUGCUUCAAGGGAAAUUAUUUUAGUUCACCAUUUUUUCACAAACUUAAUUUUUACAAUUAACGUAGUUUGUGCUUCCAGUAAGCGUCAUGAUGAGUUACAAAAAGCAAAGGCAACGGAGAUUGAACAAUUAUUGGAACUAUGUGAAAUCGAAUCAGCCGCAUUGGACAAACAGUUACAUGAGUUAAAUAGUAGAUUCAAUGAUCGUGCGAUGGAGUUGUUAAGACUUAGUUCUACUUUAGUUUCUAAAGUGAUUAACGUUGAUCAAAUCUGUCUUCUUGUUGAGAAGUAUUAUCCUAAAGAUUUUACGGAGCAAGAGAUGAUUCAAUUACGAUAUCAAUUGGAGAUUUUUAAUAUUGAUAUCACAAAGAAUCCCAGACUAAAUGGUGUAUCAACUAUUGCUGACCUAUGCAAGCGUCUUGUGGAAACUCAGAAACGUGAGACAUAUUAUUUGCUUGAUAGAGUGGUUCGGUUAAUCUUGACACUUCCAGUUUCUACCGCAACAACAGAGAAGGGAUUUUUAGCAAUGAAAAUAUUCAAGAACCGUCUUCGCUUUAAGAUGUCGGAUGAUUUUCACGCAAACAACUUGGUGAUUUACAUAGAAAGAGAAAUCGCUGAAAAAUUGAUUUGA
Messenger RNA from Lactuca sativa (garden lettuce), 1809 nucleotides. RefSeq lists its product as uncharacterized. Lineage: Eukaryota; Viridiplantae; Streptophyta; Magnoliopsida; Asterales; Asteraceae. The record is from RefSeq and is a predicted model, not a curated record. Gene Ontology annotation, molecular function: protein dimerization activity.